AAACGAAACUUCUCUCGAUCGAAAUUACUUUGCUAAUUGUUAUGAUGGUUUCAGGGGAAAAAAAUGAUCACCAGGCAUCAACGAAACGUUGUCCUCGUAAUAUUAUAUCUCUUCGUGCAGGCGCCUGACGCGACCCACGGGCACGGAAGAUUAAUGGAUCCUCCGUCGAGGAACGCGAUGUGGAGGUUCGGCUAUCCAAAUCCCGUCAAUUACAACGACAACGAGCUCUUCUGCGGUGGAUACGCAGUGCAUUGGCAGCAGAAUAAAGGCAAGUGCGGCGUUUGCGGAGACGCGUAUCACCUGAGCCAGCCGCGUUCGCACGAGGCCGGAGGCGAGUUCGCAAACGGGAUCAUCGUUCGACACUAUACCGUGGGACAAGAAAUCGAGGUGGAGAUCGAGCUGACGGCCAACCACUACGGGAGGUUCGAGUUGUACCUCUGCCCGAACAACGAUCCGUCGCAGGUGGCGACGCAGGAGUGUUUCGACGCCUAUCCCCUGUACGUAUCCGGGACACAGGACGUUCGUUUCGAGAUUCCGCACGAAACGGGCAAGAAGGGCAUCAUUAAAUACAUGGUAACGUUACCGCCGUAUUUAACGUGCUCGCAAUGCGUCAUUCAGUGGAAUUAUUACACAGGCAACAUGUGGGGCACGUGCGAGAACGGCACGGAAGCGGUCGGAUGCGGCAGACCGGAGACUUUCCGCAACUGCGCCGACGUGAGCAUCGUCACCAGCACCGGCGGGGUGCCGCCGCGGUUUCUGUAUCAGAAUAUCAUCUACGAGCUGUACUCCGUGGCACCGAAAUACUCGACCGCGCCGCUCGCCCGACCACUCAGGGUUCAAGUGUGCGAGCCGACCGCGGCUUAUCGAUACAGGCAGAAUAUGACCAAUUGGUGUCAAGUGAAUUGCAUUCGCGUCCCGUCCAACUGUCCGCCUGGCGUCUGCCGUUGCCUGAACACUUGCGACGCUAUUGGAGAUAUUGCCGAUAGACCUGGCGCGGACCAAUACUGCCUGAGACGUUGCAUGCGUUAUCCGUCCAAUUGCCCGGCUGAUCGCUGCAACUGUUAUUGAAACUGUCACCGGUAUUGACAUUCUACACACAGCGGGAUGGAUGUGGGAUGUGAAUAUGCGUACCGUCCAAUUAAUAAAAGUCUGACCGUAAACGCGCGUAAUUUCGCAGCGUGCAUGUAAAGCCAAUGGCACACGGUACUAUUUAUCCUAUUGGAUUGCGUACGAGAAACAAUAAGGAUGCAGAGUUUCAGAUCAGGUGACUUAAGGCUAAAUCCUGAUUGGCUCUCGUAAGCAAUCCAGCAGGAAAAAUGGUAUCGUGUGCAGUUGGCUUAGCACUGUGGAAAAG
Messenger RNA from Vollenhovia emeryi, 1354 nucleotides. RefSeq lists its product as uncharacterized. The record is from RefSeq and is a predicted model, not a curated record. Bases 64 to 1068 code for a protein of 334 amino acids. Lineage: Eukaryota; Metazoa; Arthropoda; Insecta; Hymenoptera; Formicidae. The transcript has 8 exons.